ACGUUCCCGGGAAGAAGUGUGCAGACAACGCACCGUUCCCCCUGUCACACGUUGCUAUGUCCUCCUUGUUGUUCGGUGUCCGCUGUGUGGCGGUGCUGGGGCCGCAGUACACCCAGGUGAGGGGGGCAAAGCGAUGGCUCCGGCCUUAUCUCAUGAUGCUGGAGAGGAAGAAGCGGCUGGAGCAGCCUCCAAAGCCGGUGCCUAGGUACCAGCAGCCACACUUUGACUAUCAUGCAGAAAUUGUGGCUUUUUCCAAACGUCUAAAUGAAACCUUCUCCACCGAUCUUCUAAAAACUGCAUUUGUGAACCAAUCCUAUGUGGUAAAAGAAGAGCGUGAACGUCGUGAGCUUGGCUUAGACAAAGAAACAGCAACCUUGAAUCUACAAGACAACAGAGAGCUUGCACAAAAUGGUUUGGACUUCACCGUUUCUUAUCUUUCAAGUGCCUUACAGCAGGCCUUCCCAAAUAUACCUGAUGUUGGAGUGGAAGCUUUAGUUGACUACUUCACCAGCCAGCAGGUUUUGUGUCAUAUAGCUACAAAUCUUGGUUUUGAGGACCUAACAUUGAGUUCUGAAUGUCCUUUGUCUCCGGAGACCCUACAAAGAACCUUCUAUGGAGUCGUUGGAGCCCUGCUGCAAAGCUCCGAUGCUGAUAAAGCCGGGAUAUUUCUCCAGGAUUUCCUCAUUCCUGAACUGAUUGGCAAGGAUCUGUUUGAUCUGUGGUCUGUUAAAGAUCCUAUGUCUUUGUUGGUGCAACAACUGUCACAGCGAAAUAUACCACCUCCUGAACCCAGGCUUACAAGGCAAUCUGGAGCCAGCACUGUGUUGCCUGUGUAUUUUGUGGGUCUCUAUUGCAAUAAACAAUUGAUUGCAGAAGCACCAGGAGAGACGGUUUUUGCUGCAGAAGAGGAGGCAGCACGGGUGGCAUUAAGGAAGAUGUUUGGAUUUGUAGAAAACCAGCGUCCUUGGGAUUACUCUCCAAGCAGACAAGGGACUGGAGAUAACACCGCAUUAAACUCUGUGUGUUAGUUGCAGCUUCACAUGAAGAUGUAUGGCUGAGCACUUAUUAUACAAGAACAGACUUUGUGUAAUGGCCAGAGGAUCAUCACUGUGUUGGCAGCUAUGGAGAUCCAUCUCAUUAAUUGUGCAUACAAUGAGUCUUUAUUGCCACUUACUUUCCACACUGGUCAUGGAUUUCAAUGAUGGCAAAGGAACAUUAAACAGUCAAUCAUGAUUCUUUAAUUCAUCUUG
Nanorana parkeri is the source of this 1250-nucleotide messenger RNA. It is a transcript of the gene MRPL44, whose product is annotated as mitochondrial ribosomal protein L44. Gene Ontology annotation, cellular component: nucleus. Gene Ontology annotation, biological process: regulation of gene expression; primary miRNA processing; rRNA processing. The transcript is spliced from 4 exons. Lineage: Eukaryota; Metazoa; Chordata; Amphibia; Anura; Dicroglossidae. Gene Ontology annotation, molecular function: double-stranded RNA binding; ribonuclease III activity. The record is from RefSeq and is a predicted model, not a curated record. The coding region runs from base 57 to 1028 and encodes 323 amino acids.